Messenger RNA from Prorocentrum cordatum, 333 nucleotides. NCBI's taxonomy places the organism in Eukaryota, Dinophyceae, Prorocentrales, Prorocentraceae. The record is from the annotation of a GenBank genome assembly.
GCCGCCGCCUUCCUGGCGCAGCCUGGGCGGGGGGUCGGCGGCGCCGGGCCCCACCGUGAGCGCGCGGCGAUGCCGGCCGCUGCGCGCCACCUGGCGCGCCACCGCUGCGGCGGGCCGCAUGCAGAGCAGCAGCAGCCUGCGGUCGCCAGCGGCCUCGUGGCGGGCGCAGCGCUGAUCGCGGCGCUGUCCCUGCUGACGGGGGCCGCCGGUCGCUCCCGCGGGGCCACGUCGACGUGCGCCAUCUGCGAGAUCAAGCGCCCGGCCGGCCCCGGCAUGAAGCGCGACAUCGGCCUGUGGGAGUUCCCCGGGUACCAGGAGAACACCUCAAUCUGA